AUCGAACGGUAGUUUUAAAACCCUAGCUGAAGAGUUUUAGGGUUCUUGAGAGCCGCCGGGAACUAGCAAGCGCCGCGCCAUGGAUCAGCCGGUGAAGCUCGCAAUUGUGACCAAGGUGAUCGGCAGGACGGGAUCUCGCGGGCAAGUGACCCAAGUCCGGGUGAAGUUCCUGGACGACCAGAAUCGUCUCAUCAUGCGCAAUGUCAAGGGGCCGAUCCGCGAAGGUGACAUCCUCACGCUGCUCGAGUCCGAAAGAGAAGCUAGAAGGCUGAGAUGAAGAGACCCUGGCGAAAUUUUGGGAUUGGGAUUUCUAUGUAGCCUUCUCGAUCGAUGAAAUUCUAAUAGAAAGAGUCUUGUGUUUAAAA
This is a messenger RNA of Selaginella moellendorffii, 365 nucleotides long. Its product is annotated as 40S ribosomal protein S28. Gene Ontology annotation, biological process: translation; maturation of SSU-rRNA; ribosomal small subunit assembly. The transcript has 3 exons. NCBI's taxonomy places the organism in Eukaryota, Viridiplantae, Streptophyta, Lycopodiopsida, Selaginellales, Selaginellaceae. The record is from RefSeq and is a predicted model, not a curated record. Gene Ontology annotation, cellular component: ribosome; cytosolic small ribosomal subunit. Gene Ontology annotation, molecular function: structural constituent of ribosome. The coding region runs from base 80 to 277 and encodes 65 amino acids.